This is a messenger RNA of Acromyrmex echinatior (Panamanian leafcutter ant), 1186 nucleotides long. RefSeq names its product chymotrypsin-1. Gene Ontology annotation, biological process: proteolysis. NCBI's taxonomy places the organism in Eukaryota, Metazoa, Arthropoda, Insecta, Hymenoptera, Formicidae. Gene Ontology annotation, molecular function: serine-type endopeptidase activity. The record is from RefSeq and is a predicted model, not a curated record.
GGCACGACAACAUAUCAUUUUACCUAUCGCAUCGCGCAUGAGAUACAUCCGGACAAUGUAUUUUCUUUUUAUGCCCGGUGUCUGACCUAAAUUUAAAUGUCCAACAUUUCCUUAAUUAUCAUCGUUUACUGCGUAUAUAAGAGCUGGUGGUAAACGAGUGUAAAAAUUAAUUGGUAUUAAAUUAUCAAACGCUAUAGAAAACAAAGUAAAGUUCUACUGAUUAAUUUUAUUGUCUGCUAAAAAUGUUAUCGCUACUCUACAUUUUAAGUAUUAUUGCAAAUAUACAUGAAUUGUCAGCCGACGAGUCAGUUCAACAAAUCCCAAAAAUCGUGGGCGGCAAACUUGCCAAUGAAGGACAAUUUCCUUAUCAAGCAUCUCUUCGUUUAAACAAUAAUCACUUCUGUGGAGGUUCCGUGAUAAGUAAAAGACACAUCCUUACAGCUGCUCAUUGCAUGUCAGGUCUUGAUAACGCGGUUAUCACGGUUGUAUUGGGCACAAAUACUCUAGACAAAGGUGGUGAUCAGUACUUCUCGAUCAAGAAAUGGGUACAUCCUUACUAUAAUUCCAUCCUCAUCUGGCAUGACAUCGCAUUAAUUAAAGUGAACAAAGAUAUCGUUUUUGGAGACAAAGUAAAACCAAUUGCUUUGUCCACCAAAAACUUUGAUAAAUCCGAUUAUCCGGCUACAUUGUCGGGCUGGGGUACUACUAAUUAUCCGGGAAAGACACCGAACGAUUUACAAUAUAUCCAGCUCAGGGUCAUCAAUCAAAAGAAGUGCGUAGCUAGCAGCUAUCGCAUCACCAAAAAUAAUAUCUGCACACUCAACACAUGGGGCGAAGGCGCCUGUCACGGUGAUUCUGGUGGUCCUCUGGUGGCCGACAAUGAGCAGAUAGGUGUAGUGUCCUGGGGAAUACCUUGCGCUAAGAAUCAACCAGAUGUAUUCACGCGAGUUUCUUCCUAUUUGAUUUGGAUCAACGACUGUAUCCAACAGGAUAAAUUCAUAUAAAUGGAUUGCGAACAUUUUUAUAACAAUUACAAUUUUACAUAUAACAAUGAUAAAUAUAUUCUCUAUCAAAAAUUGGUCCUCAUUCUGGCAAUAAAAAGAUAGAUAAUUGUUAAAUAAAAUAGUUAAAAAUAAUUUUAUUUCAACUACGAGAUCAGCACUUACAGCGUAUGAUUUUUUUAAAG